Messenger RNA from Condylostylus longicornis, 1885 nucleotides. RefSeq names its product GPI mannosyltransferase 3 (gene PIG-B). The transcript is spliced from 6 exons. The record is from RefSeq and is a predicted model, not a curated record. Gene Ontology annotation, biological process: GPI anchor biosynthetic process. The coding region runs from base 192 to 1736 and encodes 514 amino acids. NCBI's taxonomy places the organism in Eukaryota, Metazoa, Arthropoda, Insecta, Diptera, Dolichopodidae. Gene Ontology annotation, cellular component: endoplasmic reticulum membrane. Gene Ontology annotation, molecular function: alpha-1,2-mannosyltransferase activity.
GUUGAUUAUCAAAGCUAUUUUUUUUUGUAAAUAAAUUCAGGGUUUUUAAAUAAAAAUUUUAUAAAUUUAAAGGUAUUUAGCCGUAAAUCAUAUUAACCUGAAGUAUUAAAUAUAUUUAACACCAAUUAUCUGAUGAAAAAAAACUUUAAACAUAAAAAAAUUAAUUUAGUUUUCGUAUGCUUCAAUAAGAAAUGAAUCCAGUGCUUACCUUUCUAUUAUUUUUAACUGUGCGCGUUGCUUCGGUUUUCAUUGUCAAAACAUUUUAUGUUCCUGAUGAAUAUUGGCAGAGUUUAGAAGUAGCUCAUAAGCUUGUAUUUGGGUAUGGAUAUUUAACAUGGGAAUGGCUUGAGGGAAUUAGAAGUUAUAUAUAUCCUGUUAUAAUAGCCGGAUUGUAUAAAAUUUUAGCAUUAAUUCACUUGGAUUUGGUGGAAUAUCUUGUUAUAUCUCCCAGAUUUUUGCAAGCGCUAUUGUCAAGUUAUGCCGACUACCGCUUUUAUAUUUGGACUGGUAAAAAAAAAUGGUCAAUAUUUCUUUUACUUAUAACGUUUUUCUGGUUCUAUUGCGGUUCGAGGACAUUAGCAAACACAUUUGAAACUGCGUUAUCUACUAUAGCGUUAAGCUAUUUUCCGUGGGAUAAACGAGAUAAAACCUCCUAUUUAUGGUUUGUUGGAACUUGUUGCUAUAUAAGACCAACUGCCGCAAUAGUGUGGUUACCGUUAUGUUUGAACCACUUACUUUCAACAAAGUUAUCUAAAACUGAAUUGAUUUUAAAAAGGUUUGUGCCCAUUGGUUUAAUAAUUUUUAGCAUUGGAAUCGCAAUAGACAGUUAUUUUUACGGAAAAUUAAUAUUAACGCCAUGGGAAUUCAUAAAAUUUAAUUAUUUACUUGGAAUUGGAAGUUUUUAUGGAACUCAUCCUUGGCACUGGUAUUUUUUAACAGGACUUCCCAGUAUUUUAGGCGUAAACUAUUUACCAUUUCUUAUUGGGGUUAUACAAACCAUUAGAAAUAAAGAAAUGUAUAUCAUCAGAAAGCAACUACUAAUAACAAUAUUUAUUACUUUGAUUACGUAUAGUAUAUUUCAGCACAAAGAAUUUCGAUUUAUUUUAAUUUUACUGCCAUUGUGCUUGUAUAUAUCGGUUGACACAUUAGUGAGAUGGAGUUACAAAGCAUCAAAGUGGGCGGUAUGGGUUGUAGCUAUUAUACUUUUAAUUGGGAAUGCUAUUCCAAAUUAUUAUUUAAGUUUAGUACACCAAAGAGGAACUCUUGAAGUUAUGCCGUUUUUGGCAGAAAUUUCUAAAGUAUAUACUGAUGAAGUCAACUCGCGUGCAAAUAUAUUAUUUUUAAUGCCAUGUCAUUCAACACCUUACUACAGUCAUAUACAUCAAAAUGUGACACUUCGGUUUUUAACUUGUAAUCCAAAUAUACACAUGAAGCAAAAUUAUAUAGACGAAGCGGAGCUAUUUUAUAGAGCACCAGACCGCUGGUUGAGAUCUCAUAUUCCGUCUUAUCCUAAAACGGCAAUGCCAACACAUGUAGUUUUGUUUGAUUCUCUUGAAUCAAAAAUAUCUGAUUUUUUGACUAAUUAUUAUUUAAUAGAUCGGAUACACCACACAGAUUAUGCAGAUGAACGAGUUGGGAAUUACGUUCUAGUAUUUGAGCGGAAAAAUCUUAAUACACCUGGCGAUAACAUUUUUAACAAAGAAGCAGAAGAAACUGAUGAUCAAGAAGCUUUUUAAACCUGCUAAUUAUUCAUUUUUUUCUUAAAGUAAUUGAAUAAUUCAAAUACUUUUUUAAAACUUAUAGAAGUAAAUUCUGUUUAUGCGUUUUAAUGAUUUGCCAAAGUUAUUUAAAGGUUAUAUCUGCAAAUUCAAAUAUAAUAAAUUGU